This is a messenger RNA of Paramecium tetraurelia, 1563 nucleotides long. RefSeq lists its product as uncharacterized. NCBI's taxonomy places the organism in Eukaryota, Ciliophora, Oligohymenophorea, Peniculida, Parameciidae. The record is from RefSeq and is a predicted model, not a curated record. Gene Ontology annotation, cellular component: box C/D methylation guide snoRNP complex; small-subunit processome. Gene Ontology annotation, molecular function: snoRNA binding. The transcript is spliced from 5 exons.
AUGUUAAUAUUAAUCGAGACUCCUGCAGGAUUUGCCCUCUUCCAAGUGGCUAACACUAAGACACUUAACAAAAUUGAGAACAUCUAUGAUUACUUGCAAAAUGAGAAGCAAGCCAAAAAAUUGAUUACCCCUUUUGCUUUCCAACAAUUCAAGGAUACCCAAGAAGCUCUCAUUGCCACUAGUAAACUCAUCAAUGGAAAGAUACCCAAAAAACUCAGUAAGUUUUUGGAAAAGAAUGUGAUUUCAUAGGAAGUUCAAGAUUAAAUAGCAGUUUAGGAUAAAAAACUAGCUAAACAGCUUCAAGAUUAGCUCGGAUUGAGUUGCAUUUAAACCCCAGUGACAGAGUAAUUGUUUAGAGGCAUCAAAUCACAACUAACCAAUCUAAUUGAGGGUUUGAGUGAAGCUGAACUCAAAAACAUGACCUUGGGUUUGGCACAUGGUCUCUCUAGAUACAAGCUUAAAUUUUCAACUGAAAAAGUAGACACCAUGAUCAUCCAAGCCAUCGCUCUUCUUGAUGAUUUAGACAAAGAAAUUAAUAAUUACAUGAUGAGACUGAGAGAAUGGUUCGGAUGGCAUUUCCCAGAAUUAGGAAAAAUCAUCAGACAGAUAACCUCAUAUAUGCUAAGGUUGUUAAAGCCAUUGACUGAUCUUUCUGGCAUUUUACCAGACAAUCUAGAGGCAGAUGUCAAAUAGGCUGCAGAAGUGUCUUUUGGUACUGAAAUCACACUUGAAGAUGAAAAAUUCAUUCUUUGUUUGGCUGACUAAGUCAUUGAAUUGACCGAUUACAGAGCCUAAUUAUCGGAAUAUCUGAAAAAUAGAAUGUAAGCUAUUGCCCCAAAUCUUACCACCAUGGUUGGAGAAUUAGUAGGAGCAAGAUUGAUAUCACAUGCUGGAUCUCUGGUUAAUCUAGCUAAAUAUCCAGCCUCUACAGUUUAAAUCUUAGGUGCAGAGAAGGCAUUGUUCAAAGCCAUCAGAACCAAACAUAACACACCAAAAUAUGGUUUGAUCUUCUAAGCCAGUUUGGUUGGAAGUGCCCCUGCUAAAUUAAAAGGUAAAGUCUCCAGAACCCUAGCUGCCAAAACUGCCUUGUGUAUCAGAUAUGAUGCCUUAGGUGAGGGAUAAGAUGCUGAAUUUGGAGUCACCAACAAAGCAUUCUUGGAAAAGAGAGUUCAUUAAUUGGAGGAAGGUGUAAACUAUAGAGAUGUGAAAGCACCAUAAAGAGGAAAAGCUAAGCCAGUUUCCAAUUAAGCUUAAUAUUAAGAAGAAGCAGACUUUUAACCUUAAGGAGCUACCUGGAUGUAGAAAUUCUAAAAAGGACGAAGAUAAAAGAUAAGCACCAUAAGAUUUAGCAUAAAACUCAAAAUUCAAGAAGGUGAAAUAGUAAUGAAAGUACAUUAUGUAUAAAAUAUAAAAAACUCUACAUUUCUUGCCUAUUAUCCAUCCAUUAACUGCUUCAUAGUCCUCAUCUAUUCUUUCAUUAAGAUUUACUAAACAAUGCUUAGAUAUUCAAUUUAUUAGAAAACUUUCGGUUUUCAUCUGCGAUAUGUUAAUAUUAAAUGUUGA